Messenger RNA from Lucilia sericata (common green bottle fly), 2418 nucleotides. Its product is annotated as myb-like protein U. The record is from RefSeq and is a predicted model, not a curated record. The transcript has 9 exons. NCBI's taxonomy places the organism in Eukaryota, Metazoa, Arthropoda, Insecta, Diptera, Calliphoridae. Bases 634 to 2178 code for a protein of 514 amino acids.
UUGCAGGCAAAAGUCCUCGUGAACGGAGAACGGCGCUGACGUUUAGGUGUCAAUUAAAAAAGAAAAUAUUUUUAUAUACAAAAAUUUAGCUAGUGGGGAAACGUAUAAUAGAAGCAAAAUAAUAAUGAAAAUUCUAAAAAAAUACAAGUGAAAACCUGUAGUAUAGAAAAUUGGAAACCAAAUAAAAAAAAACGUCGAAAAAAAUCAAUGAAAUUAUAAUGUAAUAAAUAAUAUCAAAUUAAAUAAUAAAAAAAAAAAAACGAGAAAAAGAAAUAAUACUGAUAUAUAACAAACAAAAAGAGGUUAAAGUCUAUAAAAACACAUUUUCAAACCAUGUCCCUGCCAAGUGUAACAAAAUUUUCAACAUCAUAGUGAAUACAACAAAAAAUAUUGAAAAAUAAUAAUGACUGUCGCAAUAUUACGUGUAUUAAACAAAUGUAUUAUAGUUUCCAUAAAAUAAUUAAAUAAAUUAAGAGUAAAUUGUUGUUGUAAUCAACACGUAAAAUGAAUGCAAAAUAAUCGAAAUCAAUUUAACGUGUAUGUCCGUCUGUCGGUCUGCCUGCCUGCCUUUAAAAUCCCGUUGAGUGAGUGAAUAAAUGAGCGUGAGUGCUUGUGUUGUGUCGAGUUUUACGAAUGAGUGAUCGCGUUGGUAUUAGUUCAUCAGCUGGCCGUUAUGCUCGUGUGAGUCCUUCGCCGGGUCGUGGUACAAAAGUUGCCUAUGCACCAUGUCCUCUAUUCGAUGCACAGGAUGUCGAAUUGGGUGGCAAUUGUUUGGCCAUACCAAUGUCAUCGCUACAGCCACCACCGCCAUCAUCGGCAGCAGCAGCACAAGCCGUGGCAUAUGGCAAAACCUCAAUAGCAAAUGGAAAUAGUAAUAAUAAUAGUCAUCAUUAUAAAAAGGAACGUUGCAGUGGCUUUACAGGUGCUUGCACACAAAUAUCCACCACCGCCGCCACCACGCUUCCUCUGCCCACCAUGCAGCAUGAAUUGGAUGUACCACAGCCUUUAGUUGAUCGCAAGCCCUCAGUAUCGCUUUUGAGAUGGAAUAAUGCCAACAAUAGCAGCAACAUCAACAACAACAACAUCUCCACCUCUGCCCACAUCAUCAACUACAACAAUAGCAGCAACAAUAUGAAUCUCAACAGCAAUGUCUACAAUAGCAGCCAACAGAUUUACACGCCUAACAGUAGUAGUUUUAGAAAACAAUCAGACACCAAGGGGGGGUACGCUAGUUUUGCCACUGGUGGCGGUGGUGGUGCUGCAGCAGGAGGUGCUAAUAAUGGUCUGACAGUAAGCUGUUCUAGAUCGGAGCCUAUAUCAUUGGCCACUUUAGAUCGUGAUUGUUUUAUAAUACCGGUGCACAGUGUAGAUCGUUUUCUGCCAGCUGGCAUACCUUUACCACCCUCUCCCGUUGAAGGCAAUAGCACUAAACCUGCCAGUCCCUUAAGUGUUUUAGAGGUUUCCGAUCCCAAAAUGUGCAUUUUAGUGCACUUAAUGAGUCCUCUAGAACCGAUAGAUCCAGUUUUAGAAUCUCCUUUAGCACAUCCUUUACUAAAGCAGCGAGCUGUGGCUUCAGAGCUUUUGCAAGAAGUGCAACAGGCUAAUACCGCUGUAGGCGGCAUGUUAUUGGCAAACAUGGAGAAAUGCUCUGAGUUUCCUUUUAUCGCUUAUUAUGUUAUAAAUACAACACAAACGGAUCCUUCAAAUUUUUAUACUGGCAUUCGAGUUUCUUCUUUAUCGAAAUUUGAGCCAAAAAAUUUAAAAUACACUGCCGCUCAUACUUUAGACUUGUAUAGCGAAGUGGCCGCUAUAUGUCGUCCACCUUUAACAUUGGCCCCCAAUGAAUCGGGCAGCUUUAAAAAGUCACAAACUCCAGCUACUGGAUAUAUAAUAUCCGUGUUUAAGGUCUUCGAAGGUGAUGAUGGUGAGAGAUUUGAAAAGAAUUGGUUGUACUGGACGGGGGCCAGAAUGUUGUAUAGAUACUUGCCUCGUGCUGCCGGUCUGAGGCGCAUUUCUCUACAUAAAAGUACUUCACAAAAAGGUGAUAAAAUGUAUUUGUUGGUUUGUGAAUGUGCCGAAUUGUUAAAGGACAUAACAUCAGCUGCCGUUUUAAUACCUGCCCUUAGAGCUAGACUAUGUGGCUACACAGGGCUUUAUAGACCAAUUCAAGCAUUUUGAGUUUUUAUAUUUUCUACUUCUUUUUUUCUUUUCUGUUUUUAACUUUUAAAUUUUAUUGUUUACUUUUUUGGCUUUUUUAUUAGAGACUUAUUUUUAUUUUACUUUUCAAUAAAAACAUAUUUAAUUAUUUAGUUGGUAUUUUCUUCUUUUUUUAUAUUUAAUUUUCGAAGUGGAACUAAUUUGAAGUUAAAUCAUGAUUUUGUUUUAUGAAAUCCUUUAAAUAGAGUUUAAGUUUAAUUA